Molecule: messenger RNA, 1755 nt
Organism: Heterocephalus glaber (naked mole-rat)
Lineage: Eukaryota; Metazoa; Chordata; Mammalia; Rodentia; Bathyergidae
Gene: Tnfsf12
Product: TNF superfamily member 12
Biological process (GO): immune response; extrinsic apoptotic signaling pathway
Cellular component (GO): membrane
Molecular function (GO): tumor necrosis factor receptor binding; receptor ligand activity
Source: RefSeq, a predicted model, not a curated record
UGCGUCUACAGUUGAGGAGGAGGAGGAGGUGGAGGUGGAGGUUGGACGGCCGUCCCCGCGAGGGCGCCGAGUGGGGCACAGUCCCUACCACGGGGGACGUGUGCUGGCUCCUCGGGUCGGAGCCCGCAGGCAGGGGCAGCCCCGGAGGAGUUGGGGCCCCGGCCCGGGUCACCUGGCACCCAGGCCUGGGUGGAGUUCCUGCUUUCGCACCCUCUCGAUUGCCUCUGCGGGAAGGGCCACCAGAUGCACAGUUCCAUCGCGGCCGCCCUCACACGCACCGAACCUCCGCCCGCGGACGCCCGCCCGCCGAGGAGAAGCUCAGAGUUAUCACACACAAACAGUGUCCGGCUUCCUGUCCUCAUCCCCCCUCCCGCCCCGUUUCCCUUGCCCCUCCCUCUCCCCAGCCAGAUCCGCCCGCCGGCUCCCCCUCCCCCGAUCCCCCGGGUCCCAGGAUGGGGGGGCGGUGAGGCAGGCACAGCCCCCCGCCCCCAUGGCCGCCCGUCGGAGCCAGAGGCGGAGGGGGCGCCGGGGGGAGCCGGGCACCGCCCUACUGGCCCCGCUUGUGCUGGGCCUGGGCCUGGCGCUGGCCUGCCUUGGCCUCCUGCUAGCCGUGGUCAGCCUGGGGAGCCGGGCAUCGCUGUCUGCCCAGCAGGAUCCUUCCCAGGGGGAGCUGGAGGCAGAGGACCAGGAGCCACGGGAACUGAAUCCCCAGACAGAGGAGAGCCAGGAUGUUGUGCCUUUCCAGAAACUAGUCCGGUCUCGCAGAAGUGCACCUAAAGGCCGGAAAAUACGGGCUCGAAGAGCAAUUGCAGCUCACUAUGAAGUUCACCCACGACCGGGACAGGACGGAGCGCAGGCAGGUAUGGAUGGGACAGUGAGUGGCUGGGAAGAAGCCAAAAUCAACAGCUCCAACCCUCUGCGCUAUGAUCGUCAGACUGCGGAAUUUAGAGUCACCAGGGCUGGGCUCUACUACCUGUACUGUCAGGUGCACUUUGAUGAGGGGAAGGCUGUUUACCUGAAGCUGGACUUGCUGGUGGAUGAUGUGCUGGCCCUGCGCUGCCUGGAGGAGUUUUCAGCCACAGCAGCAAGUUCCCUCGGGCCCCAGCUUCGACUCUGUCAGGUGUCUGGGCUGUUGCCCUUGAGGGCAGGGUCCUCCCUUCGGAUCCGAACCCUCCCCUGGGCCCAUCUCAAAGCUGCCCCCUUCCUCACCUACUUUGGACUCUUCCAAAUUCACUGAGGGACCAGCCUCCCAGCAGAUUUUCUAGGCUGCUGCCUCCCCACACAGCUCUCUAAACACCUGAUCCCCUCUACCCCACCCGAACCCAUCCCAGGCUCCAGAUCUGCCCCUCCCUCCACAGGCUGCUAGGGCUUGUUCACAUGUUUUCCAUUCCACAUAAAUAUUCCCAUUCCUCUCUUACACCCCACCCACCUCACUAGCUCCCAAACCCCUGAUCUUUCCAUGCCUCAGUUUAUCCCUUGACUCCCCCUGGCCACACCCCCGAGAACAUUGUGUUUACUGACCCUGUGGGUAACGAUAGGUCCAGAAGACCUGGCUUCAGGCACUGAGAAGGGCUGGACCUUGUGGCUGGAAGCCAAAGAGCCUGGGACUAGCCCAGGACUUUCCAAAUGUGAGGGGUAAGAGCCCAAGACAAAUUCCCUCCUUGAUAAUUCCCUGUGGAUUUUGAAAACAGAUAUUAUUUUUAUUAUUAUUGUGACAAAAUGUUGAUAAGUGGAUAUUAAAGAGAAUAAAUCAUA